Molecule: messenger RNA, 2069 nt
Organism: Balaenoptera musculus (blue whale)
Lineage: Eukaryota; Metazoa; Chordata; Mammalia; Artiodactyla; Balaenopteridae
Gene: PLAG1
Product: PLAG1 zinc finger
Exons: 4
Coding region: 426-1925 (499 amino acids)
Source: RefSeq, a predicted model, not a curated record
ACGUCGGCGGCGGCGGCGGCGGCGGCGGCAGCUGCAAGUUGGGCUGCAGGGGCAGCGCAUACACUACAAUGGCUGCUGGAAAGAGGCGUAAGGAAACAAUUUCCAGGCCCGCCGCGUCCAGCCCGAAAUAUGAGAAAAAAAUUAUUAGAAAUUCCGCGGGCGGUGUAAAGGCGGCGGACGGGCCGGAGGGAGGAUGUUAAAGCCCCGCGAUUGGCCAAAAUGGGAAGGACUGGAUUCCGCUCUCUUCCACGAAGAGUCAAUGGAACUGGCUAAGAUCAAGGUCUGACGCUUUUUCCAUCUGUCAUCAGUCCCUUUUUGCUUUCUUUUACGACCACAUGAAACUUGAGAAGCCACCUAAAGCUAAAUCAUUUAGUGGAGUUGGGCAGUUCCCAAGUGUCCAACAAGAAGGCCUGGUUUAGGCUGCGAUGGCCACUGUCAUUCCUGGUGAUUUGUCAGAAGUAAGAGAUACCCAGAAAGUCCCUUCAGGGAAACGUAAGCGUGGUGAAACCAAACCAAGAAAAAACUUUCCUUGCCAACUGUGUGACAAGGCCUUUAACAGUGUUGAGAAAUUAAAGGUCCACUCCUACUCUCACACAGGAGAGAGGCCCUACAAGUGCAUACAACAAGACUGCACGAAAGCCUUUGUUUCUAAGUACAAAUUACAAAGGCACAUGGCCACGCACUCUCCCGAGAAAACCCACAAGUGUAAUUACUGUGAGAAAAUGUUUCACCGGAAGGACCACCUGAAGAAUCACCUGCACACACACGACCCCAACAAAGAGACGUUCACGUGCGAAGAGUGCGGCAAGAACUACAACACCAAGCUCGGGUUCAAGCGGCACCUGGCCUUGCACGCGGCCACGAGCGGCGACCUCACGUGCAAGGUCUGCCUGCAGACGUUCGAGAGCACGGGCGUGCUGCUGGAGCACCUGAAGUCCCACGCGGGCAAGUCGUCGGGGGGCGUGAAGGAGAAGAAGCACCAGUGCGAGCAUUGCGACCGCCGCUUCUACACGCGCAAGGACGUGCGCAGACACAUGGUGGUGCACACGGGAAGGAAGGACUUCCUCUGCCAGUACUGUGCACAGAGGUUUGGGCGCAAGGACCACCUGACGCGGCACAUGAAGAAGAGUCACAACCAGGAACUCCGGAAGGUCAAGACGGAGCCCGUGGACUUCCUGGAUCCCUUUACCUGCAACGUGUCCGUGCCCAUCAAGGACGAGCUCCUCCCGGUGAUGUCCUUGCCUUCCAGCGAACUGUUGUCGAAGCCGUUCACAAACACGCUGCAGCUGAACCUCUACAACACUCCUUUCCAGUCCAUGCAGAGCUCGGGGUCUGCCCACCAGAUGAUCACAACUCUGCCCUUGGGCAUGACGUGCCCGAUAGACAUGGAUGCUGUCCACCCCUCUCACCACCUUUCUUUCAAAUACCCGUUCAGUUCUACCUCAUAUGCGAUUUCCAUCCCCGAAAAGGAACAGCCGCUGAAGGGGGAGAUCGAGAGCUACCUGAUGGAACUGCAAGGCAGCGUGCCCCCCUCUUCCCAGGACUCUCAAGCAUCGUCGUCUAAACUAGCGUUGGAGCCGCAGAUCGGGUCCCUGGAUGACGGCACAGGGGACCUCUCCCUGUCCAAAAGCUCGAUUUCCAUCAGCGAGCCCCUGAACACAGCAGCGUUGGACUUUUCUCAGCUGUUUAAUUUCAUACCAUUAAGCGGUCCCCCCUAUAACCCCAUAUCGGUGGGGAGCCUUGGGGUGAGCUCUCCCCAGGAGGAGGCACAUUCUUCUGUGGCUCAGCUCCCGCCACAAACCCAGGAUCUUCCGGAUCCUGCCAGCACCAUAGGUCUGGGCUCUCUGCACUCACUGUCAGCAGCUUUCACCAGUAGUUUAAGCACAAGCACAACGCUGCCACGUUUCCAUCAAGCUUUCCAGUAGGUUCCACGAUGCGGAUCCGUUACAGAAGUGUGUGUGUAGCCCUGCCUUAGGUGACCAUUUUAAUUUUAGUGCCUACUUUCAGACAGUAUAAACAUUUCUGCUUCUGUAUAGUACCAGUUUUCAUUAAGCCAGUAUAAAAUAGAA